CGAAAACAAUCAAAAAUGUCGUCUAAUUACCGAAAUACUACAACUGUCAUAAUGAGUGUGACCUUAGUUUUACUAAUUAUUGUAACCAUUUUUACAAAUAGUGUUUUAAGUUAUAACUUAUCACCGAAACCGAAUAAGGUCAUUCGCGAAGCACAACAAUUUACAAAUAUACCAAAAGUUGAGUCAUCUUACUUUGGAUUUAACAUAAACUUAAGACCGUCUGGUGUAAUUAUUGCUGCUCCACGUGCUCAAUCCACACUCGAAUCACAACGAAAAAUCAACGAAACUGGUGCUAUUUACAAAUGUACCAUUGCAACUGGUACUUGUACACCUUUUAUAUUUGACGAUAAAGGCAAUAUAAAUGCUGAACAAAAUGAAUUCACCUAUGAUUCGACGAAAAAAGACCACCAAUGGCUGGGUGCUUCAAUGGAUGGUGGUACAAGAGAUACAGACAAAUUAGUUGUUUGUGCUCCAAGACUUAUUGCAAAUUUGGCUAGUGAUUAUCUAAUGAAUGGUAUUUGUUAUUGGACUCCGGAUACUCUAAGUGAUAAUCCAUUAAGGGUUAAACAAAUUGCUCCACUUCGAUUAAAAGAUAAUCAAGUGAAAGAAAAAUAUGGAACUCGAUAUUUCUACCAUAUUUUUGGUGAACAAGGUUUGAGUGUCCAUGUUACAAGUAAUAAUGAAGAAAUCAUUAUUGGAGCUCCAGGUAUUAAUACUUGGAAAGGUUCAGUUGUUCGAUAUCAUCCCAAAACCGAAGAUGACAGUAUUGGAAUGAGUCGAAGAGACUUGGACUCACAUCGUGUAGUCCGUCAGGCUCAAGAAAUCAAAUAUACCACAGAAGUUCCAAAUCCAGAGACAUGGCAUCAAGACAAUGAUUCAUACUUUGGCUACUCAGUUGGAUCGGGUUAUUUUGACAGUGCAAUGCCAAAUAAGGUUUUAUAUGUUGCCUCAGCUCCUCAAGCCAAUCAUCAAUCAGGAGAGGUCUAUAUUUUCGAUAUAAUCAAGACUCCCAAUGGAGAAUAUCAUACAAUUAAGAAGUUUUUCACAUUUCGGGGCACACAAUUCGGAGAGUAUUUCGGCUAUGCUGUGCUAGCUGAAGACUUCAAUGGUGACGGUUUGACAGAUCUUAUUGUCACUGCCCCACAAUACAGCUCUGAUGGGUAUGUUGAACAGGGAGCUAUGUAUGUCUUCAUUAACAAAGGAAGGUUUGUUUUCGAGCUUCAAAAGCUUAUCAAAUCUCCAGUCGAAGGUAGAGGUCGCUUUGGAUCAACUAUUUCAAAAUUGGGUGAUCUCAAUCAUGACGGAUUCAAUGACAUCGCUGUUGGAGCUCCAUUCGCUGGAAAUGGAACAGUCUUCAUCUAUCUCGGCAGUUCCAAGGGUCUUCGUGAAGUUGCCAGUCAACAAUUGAGUGCAAUUUCAACAGCUCCAUCUCCUUGGGGUCCACAAAUGUUCGGACAUGGUCUAUCAAAAGGUUCCGAUAUCGAUAACAAUGGCUUCAAUGAUUUUGCCAUUGGUGCUCCCAAUGCUGAAUCAGUUUUUGUCUAUCGUGCUUAUCCGGUUGUGAAAAUUCAUGCAACUAUCAAUUCUCUUAGUCGUGAAAUCAAACCUGAUCAAUCGAAAUUCCAAAUUAAAAUUUGUUAUCGAAUUUCAACGACAUCACAAAAAAUUCAAUCUCAAGAAAUUGCCAUUCGAGUGAAUGUGGAUCCUCAAGUUAAGCGUGUUACAUUGUUGCAAUCUAAUUCGGCUGAGUUGAGCUUUAAUGCGGCAGCAGUGACAGAUAAUCAAUGCCGUUUAUUGGAUGCAAAUGUUCGAUUUAAUACUGCUGAUAUAUUUAAGCCGAUUGAAUUGGAAAUGCAUUAUGAUCUUAUUAAGGGUGUCCCGAAUUCAGAAGAGUUUUGUGAUACUUGUGCUGCUGUUGAUCCAGCUGAACCAAAAGUCAACGUUGAAAAAAUCAUAUUUAGUACCGGUUGCAAGACUGACAUUUGUACAGCUGAUUUAAAAAUUACCAGCUCAGGAUUAAGUUCAACAUACAUUCUUGGAAGUAGUAAAACAAUUUCCGUCACCUACGAAGUUACAAAUUCCGGUGAAACCGCAUAUCUACCUCAAAUCAACAUCACAUCAUCAAAUAAAAUGCCAUUUAAUAAAAUACCAGCAUCCUGUGAUCUACAUGACGAUGUCCUUUUAUGUGAUCUCAAUCGAGGACAACCAAUGUUAAAUGGCAAACAGAGUAUAACUAUAAUCUACGAUGCUACCCAAAUUGAAGGGACAUCAAUGACAUUGACAGCUGCUGUCUUCAGUACGGGAAAAGAACAAAAUCCAUCGGAUAAUGUUGUCAGAGAUUAUAUAACUUUGAGAGAAUUCACAGAAAUUGAAGCUACUGGAAAACCAUACACAACACAUAUCAAUUUGGAAAAAGUAUUUAAUUCAGCUGAAAUUAUAAAUAACUACGAUAUUAAAAGCAGCGGUCCAAGUAAAAUUCAAGAACUUGAAAUAGCUUUCGAAAUACCAAUUGCUCAUAAAUUUUAUGGAUCAAGUCAACCAGUUCCAGUUGUAGAUGUUAAUAACAUCACUAUACAAGGUGUUUAUAAUAGUCAGCUACUUUAUGUUGAUCUUUAUCAAGAUAAAACACUAUUAUUGGUGAAUCCAACGGAAAUAUCGAUGUCGUCAACUCGUACAAUUGUCACACAAAAUGGAAAUCAAAUAACCUAUCAACCACCGAAGAUUAAUUCUCUUGAACUUGGAGAUGACAUUUCUAAAAAACAACUUUUACUUUCAGAGCUCUACUCAGCAGGAGUCCGCAGAAGACGUCGCAAUACUGAACAAAUGGCUCCCAACAAUGAACACAUCAGAGCUGCACAAAAGAAAUCACAUGAACUCCUUAGCGAAGAACUUAUGGGAUCAUUACCAAUUAACCGAACAAUAGUUUUCAGUUGUAUUGAUCCAGAGACGACAACUUGUGCUAGAGCUGUCAUGAGAGUUAAUAAUUUCAUUCCUGAUACACCUGUUACUAUAACCAUGAAAUAUCAUGUCGAUUUGAAUGAAGUUAAUAAAAUUUUAAUCGAACCAUGGGAGUUCUUUGUGAUAAUCACAAAAUUGGAUAUAGUUAAAGUUGGUGAUUUAGAUGGUAAAUCCACACAUAUCACAAGAAAAAUUGAAUACAAUGUGAUAUCGAAGCAUCAAUUGUAUGGUACUCCAUGGUGGGUGAUAGUCCUGGCAAUAAUAGGUGGACUUUUAGUUCUUGCAGCAAUGGCUUAUGGCAUGCACAAGGCUGGUUUCUUCAGAAGAAAAACGAAAGAAGAAAUGGAUAAACUUGUCCAGGAACGACAAGAAGCCGAAGAAACAGAAGAUGAGGGUUAAUAUAGAAACACUAGCGCAAUUAUUGGUCUCUAAUUUUGCACAUUUUCCUGCAUCUCUCUAUGCCCUGGUUUUUUUUUUAACUGAAAACUGGCUAAAAAGAAAUGCAAAAAUCACUUAAAAAUACCAAAUGUUUAUAAAUAAUAAAAACAGUUUAGAUAAGAGUUUUAUUUUUAUUUUUUUAUAAAUUUAAGUUUUUAAGUUAAAGCUGCCAUGUAAAUUAUUAUACCUCCUUCAAAAUGUCCAUCCAUCAAGAGAAACAAACAAAAAAAGAGGACAAAAAUUAUUAUAAUACUAAUUUAAUUAUAA
Messenger RNA from Episyrphus balteatus (marmalade hoverfly), 3663 nucleotides. Its product is annotated as integrin alpha-PS3. Lineage: Eukaryota; Metazoa; Arthropoda; Insecta; Diptera; Syrphidae. The transcript has 11 exons. The record is from RefSeq and is a predicted model, not a curated record. Gene Ontology annotation, biological process: cell-cell adhesion; cell adhesion mediated by integrin; integrin-mediated signaling pathway. Gene Ontology annotation, molecular function: integrin binding. Bases 16 to 3357 code for a protein of 1113 amino acids. Gene Ontology annotation, cellular component: external side of plasma membrane; integrin complex.